This is a messenger RNA of Lathyrus oleraceus (garden pea), 735 nucleotides long. RefSeq lists its product as uncharacterized. The transcript is spliced from 2 exons. The record is from RefSeq and is a predicted model, not a curated record. Bases 1 to 735 code for a protein of 244 amino acids. NCBI's taxonomy places the organism in Eukaryota, Viridiplantae, Streptophyta, Magnoliopsida, Fabales, Fabaceae.
AUGGCCGAACAACUAGAGAACGAGAACAAAGAACUCAAAGAAGAAGUCAACUGGUUAUCUGCUCUGAUGGAGUCUCUGCUCCAGGCUCAGAAGCAAGCUGUAAAUGUGCAAGCGUCUGCGUCCAAUCAAGCACCUGAAAUAGCUCUUACCUCUAUACCAGCCCCUGCUAUGGGAUCAGUCAAUGUUAUGCCUUCCUGUUUCCCUUGGGGGAUGCCCCAUAAUUUCAUGCCCGAAGGACAUCAUCUGCAAUUGCAAGCUCAGCCGACAUCUAGCCCGGUCCCUGCGGUGCCACCCCUGGUGGUUAAUUCUGUUCGUACUCCAGCUCCCAUUCCUCAAGUCCGUGUUGACGAGACUAUCUACCAUUCCGAGGCAUUUGAGAACCCGGAUGUGUAUGAAAAAUUAGAUGAAAUGAGAGACCAGUUCUCUGAUUUGAGGAAGGAAAUGAAGGCCCUUCGAGGGAAAGACUUGUUUGGGAAGCACGCCUCUGAGCUUUGUUUGGUCCCGAAUGUAAAGAUUCCGAUGAAGUUCAAGGUCCUUGACUUUGAAAAAUACAAGGGGAAUAGCUGUCCGCUUAACCAUUUGGUUAUGUAUGCUAGAAAAAUAGAGGCUUUCGUAAGGCAGUACAAGUAUAAUGUGGAUAUGGCUCCUGACAGAGAUCAACUGAGUGCGAUGUCCCCAAAAGAUAAGAAAACCUUGAAGGAGUAUGCCCAGAGAUGGAGGGAAUUGGCAGCUUAG